This is a messenger RNA of Electrophorus electricus (electric eel), 554 nucleotides long. It is a transcript of the gene snrpe, whose product is annotated as small nuclear ribonucleoprotein polypeptide E. The record is from RefSeq and is a predicted model, not a curated record. Gene Ontology annotation, molecular function: RNA binding. Gene Ontology annotation, biological process: mRNA splicing, via spliceosome. Gene Ontology annotation, cellular component: spliceosomal complex. Lineage: Eukaryota; Metazoa; Chordata; Actinopteri; Gymnotiformes; Gymnotidae.
CCCGCUCAUGCGGCCAUUGUCGCCUUAACAACGUGAGCGUUUCGUUAUCGCGCCGUUUCUCCUCUCGGACAAAGUCAUUUCUCUUCAAGGUGUCCUUGCUACAGAUUUAAGACGAUGGCGUACAGAGGACAAGGUCAAAAGGUGCAGAAGGUUAUGGUGCAGCCCAUCAAUCUUAUUUUCAGAUAUCUGCAGAAUCGUUCUCGUAUCCAGGUGUGGCUAUACGAACAGGUCAACAUGCGGAUAGAGGGCUGUAUUAUUGGUUUUGACGAGUACAUGAACUUGGUUCUGGAUGAUGCCGAGGAAGUUCACAUGAAGACGAAGAACAGAAAACCUCUGGGGAGGAUCAUGUUAAAAGGAGAUAACAUCACACUGCUACAGAGUGUGUCAAAUUAACGAUUUGGACAGAGUGGAGGAAUGUUGGGCUGCGCUGUAUGCUUUUUGGGGGGGGGGGGAGCUGUUUUGUUUCUUGGGGUUUUUUUUUUUUUUUGGAUAGAAAAUUUGUCAUAAGUGAUCUAUUUGUACCCAAACAAAAUUAAAGAAUGUUUUGUUUGUUU